Molecule: messenger RNA, 2097 nt
Organism: Verticillium alfalfae VaMs.102
Lineage: Eukaryota; Fungi; Ascomycota; Sordariomycetes; Glomerellales; Plectosphaerellaceae
Product: STB5
Exons: 4
Coding region: 1-2097 (698 amino acids)
Biological process (GO): DNA-templated transcription; positive regulation of transcription by RNA polymerase II
Molecular function (GO): zinc ion binding; sequence-specific DNA binding; DNA-binding transcription factor activity, RNA polymerase II-specific
Source: RefSeq, a predicted model, not a curated record
AUGGCAUCCGCAGCGGAUAUGCAAACAAAUGUCCACCGCUUUCGCAUUCGACGCUCGUCCAUCUCCGACCCUCACGCCGAUCCCUCGUCCACGUUGUCUUCGGCACCGCUCCCGACGACGAAGAAGUGCAGUCGUACUUUUCCCAUUUGCACCCUCUGCGCCAAUGCCGGGUCCAGGUGCAGCCUCUCGACGCCUUUUGACUCAACAGCGGCGCAGACGCAUCAUCUGCGCGCCAGGGUGGAAUGGCUCUCCAGCUUCAUCAACAAGCACGUCCCCGUCGGCCCUACCGGCAUAGCCUCCAUCGACACGGGCACUGAUCUGUCGUCCUUCGUUGACCACAGUCGACGAUCGAAUGCGGCGAGUGACACCAGUCAGGGAGUUCUCCCGACAACACCCUCGCUUGCGGCGCCACUGCAGCGUCAUGCUUCUAGUCGACCCUUUGAUCCCCUAGAAGGCGUCCGUCAUGUCAGUUCUCACGCGACACCCCCAGGGGGGAACGAUCCGCUCAGCCAGCCGCCCUCCAUCUUCUCGAGCCCCGGCAGACCGGGUCUCGCCGCCGCACCCACCAUCGGCACCCCGGGUCUGCCGCCUGACGCCGCCGCCCGCAGGUUUGUCGAUGCCUACUUCCGCAACGUCAACCGUGCCUACCCAUUCGCCAACCGCGACAAGGUCCUGCGCGAUCUGGAGGCCUUGGGCGAAACGGCCAUGGGCCAGCGCGACGCCGGACUCGACCGUGCUGAGUGUUUGGCCAAGGAGGACACCGAGUCUAUCCAGGUUCUGGUGCUCCUCUCGCUGUAUUCGCUGUUCGAUCCCCACGGGGCGUCUGCCUGGUCCAUGGCCGGCAUCGCCUCGAGGCACGCCAUGCUCCUGGGACUCAGUCGGCGCGCCUCCGAAGACAAGUCGCUCGCGGCCGUCGAGCUCGAACUGCGGCAUCGUCUGUUCUGGAGCAUAUUUGUACUGGAUCGCAUGAUGGCUGUGUCCAUGGGGUUGCCCGUCGCUCUCAUCGACGACAACAUGGACGUGCCUCUGCCUGGCUUGACCAUCGAAGAGUUCGCUUCACCAGAACGACAGCAGUUCGCAUCCACGCUCCAAACAAACCGCCACGUCAUCCAGUUGCGGCAGCUCGAAGGCCGGAUUCUCACCCUCAUUCACCACCGGAGGAGGUCGGACAUUGCCUCGUUAUCCCAGGCUGACCGCCGUGCCAUCCUGCAUGACCUCAGAACUGAUAUCGAGGCCUGGUACAGCAGUGGUUCCCUGGUAUCGCCCAUGGAAGCCGACAACAUUCCCAUUCAUAACUCAAUCACCUGGCUCAGUGCCCGCUACUAUCACCUCCUGAUCUUGCUGCAUUAUCCCUGCCAUUUCAACUCCUUCGCUUCGAGUGUCUCGGCGACAGAGCUGCUGAGAUUUGCCCAAAAGCACCUCCAGUCGACCUCUGCCCUCCUUCAACAGCGCCAGCUUCCCUUCAACCGGAUCACGCUGUGUCGCAUAUUCCCCGUAGGUCUUGUGCUGAUACACGGGUUCAUUGCUUGUGAGGCAGAGGGAUCGCCUUUUCCCGCCAGAGACGAGAUCGCCGUCGUUGUCAGCAUCCUCGAAGCAUUUCCGAGCGGCUGGGUCAACGCCCACAAAGCUGCCAACAUCUUUCGCCAGUUCAUGACGCUGACGACCAGCCCGCCGAGCUACGGACCCAUGCACUUUCAGACAACGAUGCUCGGCAACGGGCCUCUCAAUGCCGCGAGGGAGUCGACACAGGCCAUGCUGCGACCGAUACUGACCAACCUUCUCAACCUCAUGCAAGAGGUCCUGGGCAAGGCGACUUGCUAUGCCUUCCACGAGAUGCCCGAUAGUCGGGGCGGCUUCGCGGGCGUUCAGCGGCUCUUUUAUCUUCCUUGUCCCCCACCCCGGACCCUCGCGAAGCCUUGGUGGUUCCCUGUCGGGUCUCACGCCCGGGGCCCGAAGGAGCCAUGGAUUACAACUGGAGUUCUCUCGAAAUGGGCUUUCUCUGAACGAGAGCAUAGAUCUCAGAUGCGCAUCGUCACUGUGCCUUGGCUGCCCGAUGCAGCAGCAGAUUGGAACGCCCUGCGUCAGAGCCUAGUGUGA